AUGACUCAGGCAAUACGAUUGUUAUCCAAAGGGCCGUUUCCUGCGGAUCCUCAUGCGGCAGCCGCUGAGCGGCAACGCUGGAGCUUACAGAACGUCUGCGUUGAUCCGUUUUCGGAUCUCCCUACUGCAUAUACCACUACCUGCGAUGACUCCUUCCUGGCUCCCUCAGCGUACGCUUGCAACUCAUACUCGUGGAUACACAUCUUUCCGGAGGGAAAGAUCCACCAGUCGCCUCAGAAGAUUAUGCGCUAUUUCAAAUGGGGAGUCUCCAGGCUCAUUCUCGAACCGGAAGAAUGUCCUGACGUUGUGCCCAUCUGGCUAGAAGGCACGGACGAGGUCAUGCACGAAAGCCGUGGGUUCCCACGAUUCCUCCCGCGACCUUUCAAAAAGAUCAGUGUCACCUUUGGAGAAAAGGCAGACACGGAGGCCGUCUUUGGAGAUCUGAGACGGCGCUGGCAGGAAUUAAAGGCGAAGGCUGUAGCAGCCAAUCCCUCCUUGGCCGACGCUCCGCCUGGGGUGUUGAGUGAGGAUCUGAUGUAUGGGCAGGAAGCAGUUGAACUGCGAAAAGAAUGCACGAGGAAAGUCCGAGAUUUGGUCCUCGAGGUUAGGCGGUCCAGAGGACUGCCAGAUGAAGACCCCAAGGCCAGUCUAGUGGAUACCUGGAUCCAAGAAGGGCCGAAGAAAGAAGGGCAUAUGAAAGACGAGUCCUGGAAUCCUCCGAUACAUUGGACAUCUGGUGGCGGGGCUCUUGAUAAGCUCGCCUUAUCCGUCGUUGGCUUCCGCCUGGACACCUUCAAGUUGGCAACACACUGCGUCUCACCUAUUUCCAACGCCCUCCCUCAGUUCUCUAUGCCCAAAAAGCACAAUAAAUACCCGUCAGUCAAACCAGUCAAUACUGUCCAUCCGUCAUUAAUAAGCUCGUCUAGCGAUCGUCAUCGCCAUGGUGGUUCAGGUUCGCGUUCGGGCUCAUCGGCCUCUCAAGAACGCUCAGUCAACGACCUCAUCCAACAUCUCCGUCGCACUCAGGUGUCCAGAUCUGCAAAUGGAGAAGGAUCCAUGAGCUCUUCUAGUGUUUUCGUGCCAAAGACCGUCCAUCCAUCGAUCAGAAAUCUGCUUGAGCUUCCAGAGACACUCUCGCCACGGCCCCGCGCCAAUGCUCGCUCUGCAAUCGGGCGACGAUUGCGAAGGACACCGGGCCCGCUUCCCCCAUCGAGCUGGCUCGCAGGCAGUUCUUCCGAUUCAGAGAGGAAAGCUGAACAAGAAGGAAUUGCUGUAGACAGCGGGCGAGUGCUGUAUCGUCUGGAGCGUCUCCCGGGUGUCACGUUCCCAUCGAAGCGCAGCCUCCAACAUACUGUCUUGAUGUCCAUGGCACGAAAUUGGACUUGGCACCUGGACUAUGAUGGGACAUUCCUGGCGGAACUUCCAAAUCGUAUGAAGAUGCUUCUAUUGAGUUAUAUUGCGGUGUACUCGAGAGAUCUUCCCUUGAGGACGCGCAUGCAGGGGCUUCAUCCUCUUUUCACAAAGCUAACUGAGAGUGAGGAUCUGGCUACAGAGCCAGAGAUCACGCGACUGGAUCUGAGUGGAGCGAUAGGGCAGUGGAUUAGUUUAAAGCAGUUGAAUAAUGAACUGGUUAUCUCCCGUCAACACGAGGCGCCGAGAACACGCAAACUCGAGGAAGUCGUCCCGUCGUCCUGGGACGCCGAAUCUGACUCUGAAUCUUCUACUACACCGUCACUCCUAUUAAAGUCUCCCACCCAGACCUUACGUUUCGAGAACCUGAGGUUCUUGUCCCUGGCGCAUCCUGAUCCGGCCAGCGCCAGUUGGAGUUCCCUCCUUAACCUUCUCUCCCACAUUUCCACCCUCACGCACCUUUCUCUGGCCCAUUGGCCCGUUCCAACGCUUGCCCCGAAAUCGAUCACCGCUCGAACACGCUUGUCCCUUGUUUCUGCUUCUGGGGUCCUGCGAAAGCUGUCGAGAGCGACCUACUGCUUGAAAUGGCUGGACUUGGAAGGGUGCGGAGAAUGGUUCGAUGCCUUGUGUUGGGACGGGAUCGGUGAAGACGGGGAAGUCUACAACUCUCCUGGGCCUGAAUGGACGGGGUCGUGGAGAGAUGUUGAGUGGGUUGGACUGGGGCCAGGUUGGCUGCCGGAGAAGUCUUCGUUUGAUGACGAGAGCACAGGGUUUCCUGUCUCUUCCCUUGAGAACGGGAACGCCAGACCGCUCGCCGCAUCUAUCCAUGCACCAGCCACUGGUGACAACCGAGCAUCCUUCUCCGACCCGGCUCUCGCCCGGGAUGUGGAAGCCGAACAGACCAAAUACAGACAAGCCAAAGAGAUGGAAGCAUACGAGAACGUGGUACGGAAGGCCCGAGAGGUCGAGAAACACGUCCACUGCCUCCGCAAAGAAAGCGGCGGGAAAUGGGUUCAUUUCUCCUUUGGCGGAGACAGCGAGGAGGGGAGGACCCUCCUUGAUCGCACGAUGAAGCGUAUUGAUAGAGCGGUAGAUACGUAG
This is a messenger RNA of Rasamsonia emersonii CBS 393.64, 2511 nucleotides long. Its product is annotated as Tafazzin. Bases 1 to 2511 code for a protein of 836 amino acids. Gene Ontology annotation, cellular component: mitochondrial membrane. NCBI's taxonomy places the organism in Eukaryota, Fungi, Ascomycota, Eurotiomycetes, Eurotiales, Trichocomaceae. Gene Ontology annotation, molecular function: 1-acylglycerophosphocholine O-acyltransferase activity. The transcript is spliced from 2 exons. The record is from RefSeq and is a predicted model, not a curated record. Gene Ontology annotation, biological process: inner mitochondrial membrane organization; cardiolipin acyl-chain remodeling.